AAUAACGUCCCCAUUUGUGUCACAGCCCAACUCACUCAAAAGUGUCCUUAUAUAUACACACACAUUAUGCACAUAUGUAUAUUCAUAUAGACAUGCAUAUAUACAAACAGUGAAGAUUGAAGGAGAAAUUUAUAUAUGAGAGCUGCAGCAGCUACUCAAUUCUUGUUGAAUUUGAAUCCAAACCUGAAAAAGACGAACGUGAUUCAUUGUUAUACGAUGUCUGCAUCAAAUCAAGAUUCAUUUUUUGAGCAGCCAAGAUUGGUUACCAAGAAAAUCUUGGCAAAACCUCAAAGUGAAGGUGUUGGUGCUGUAGUUAGAAGAAGCAUUGGAAGGCCCGAAGUGAAGUACUUCGAUCCUUUCCUCAUGUUGGACGAGUUUACAGUAUCACCUCCGGCCGGAUUUCCUGACCAUCCCCAUCGAGGUUUUGAGACUGUUACAUACAUGUUGCAGGGAGCCUUAACUCAUCAAGAUUUUGCUGGUCACGAAGGUACAAUCCGCACUGGUGAUGUCCAGUGGAUGACUGCAGGGAAGGGUAUUAUUCACUCGGAAAUGCCGGCUGGAGAAGGUACUCAAAGAGGUUUGCAAUUGUGGAUAAAUCUCUCUUCCGAGAACAAAAUGAUUGAACCAAGGUAUCAAGAACUGCCGGAUGAGGACAUUCCCAGGGCAGAGAAAGAUGGGGUCGAGGUUAAAGUCAUUGCAGGGGAAGCUAUGGGGAUUCAUUCUCCGGUUUAUACUCGAACACCUACUCUGUACCUUGAUUCCAGUCUAAAACCCCACACUCAGUUCCAUCAAAAUAUCCCAGAAUCAUGGAAUGCUUUCGUGUACAUAAUUGAAGGUGAAGGGGUGUUCGGCUGCCACAACUCACCAGCCACGACAGCUCACCAUCUACUGAUUUUGGGUCCGGGAGAUGGCCUAAGUGUAUGGAACAUGUCUUCUUCAAAGCUAUUGAGAUUUAUUUUGGUAGGUGGGCAGCCACUCAACGAACCGGUAGUUCAGCACGGUCCAUUUGUGAUGAACACUCAAGUCGAAAUUGAUAAGACUGUUGAAGACUAUUUUUAUUGCAAGAAUGGGUUUGAGAUGGCAAGAUUUUGGAGAUCUCAAUGAGCGUGCUGAAGCACCAACGGCAUCAAAGAAAAAUUCCAACCUUCCAACAACAAAGUCU
Molecule: messenger RNA, 1162 nt
Organism: Olea europaea var. sylvestris
Lineage: Eukaryota; Viridiplantae; Streptophyta; Magnoliopsida; Lamiales; Oleaceae
Product: pirin-like protein
Exons: 7
Coding region: 136-1104 (322 amino acids)
Source: RefSeq, a predicted model, not a curated record